UCGGAGGUAGAGAGUCAGAGCUGCUCGUCUGGCGGAUCUCAACCUCUGAAACAAACCCCCCGGUGUCUUCUCUCUUCCGUCCCCGCUUCCCUCCUCACUUACCCCGGUUGGUUUCAUUCCGGAGCCCUGGAAGCUUCUGUUUUUUUCUUCUUCUACCUUUCUUCUUCUUCUCGACUCUUGCCAACAGUUUGGUCUUUGGGAUUCGGGUUUUAGUACUAUUCGGUGGUGAUUUCAGCGCUGUUCCUCGCUGCUGCUGCUGCUGCUGCUGCUGCUGCCGGUUUUACGCACCGACGCUUAUUUUGGAUUUGCUCAUCACUGGAGAAAAACACAAAAAUCAGCGAGGUGGAUCCGUGGAUGCGCCUUUUCGGCUCAAACUGGAGAUGGAAAUGCUGACAUUGUUAUUUCAUUCCCUGUGGAUAUUGCAAUGCAACACAGUGAGCGCCGACUCCAUCAUUCACAUCGGUGCGAUAUUUGAGGAGAACGCAGUGCGGGAUGAUGAGGUGUUCCAGCUCGCCGUCUCCGACCUGAGCCUGAGUGACGACAUCCUGCAGAGCGAGAAGAUCACUCACUCCAUUAAACUCAUCGAGCCCAACAACCCUUUCCAGGCGGUGCAGGAAGGUUUCACACCCAGAAGUCGGUGGAUUUACAUGCUGCAGGAUGGAUUUCCUUGGUUUUGUCUGCAGACAGCAUGAAAUAUGGCCAAAACAGCUGACAGCGAUGACAAAAAGAAGUUAGCCCAAAACUGGACAGACGGUUUGAUGAAGGAGACGCCAGGCAGGAGAGACAAACUUCUUCUCUGCAGGAUGUCAGCGCUGCACCUCAGACGCCCUCAUCAAUAUUUAUGAAUGCGUUUUCGAUGCCAUCUACACGGCACUUAAACGCAGCGUCGUUAUACAGCACCCGUCCCUCAAAUCGCUCCGCUGUAUUAAAACAGUCGAUAAUGAAAGAGCAGCUAUUAGCGUUUACCCUGAGUGACCCAAAUGGCAUUGCAAGUGGGACACUUAACGUCCGCCAUUUUCCUCUGCAGCUGACAUGCUGGGGACUGAAGCUCGAUUCCUCCACCAAAAAAUUCAACUGUGAGUCCAAACUUUAAUAGUAAAGUCAUUAACAAACCCGUGUUUAGUUUCCUCUUUUAAAUGUCGGGAAUCUGCUCAUUUCCUAUGUUUUAAAUCACUCUAAAUGUGUAACUUUGAGCUCCUAUGCAUCUGAAGAUGUUACUUUGCUCUAAGAACCUCCAGAUUUUUUAUUUUUAUAAUUGAGCUUAUUAUUAAUGAGCUUACUUUAGGCCUGAAGCACUUUAAGGCUGCUUAUUGUUUAAUGCAUAACAUCUCAGCUCGUCUCACUGAAACAGAUUGUGGUAUCAGAGUGUCAACAUGACCUGCAGUCUGAGGGACCCACUGUGUGUGUCAGCCUCUCAUUGUAAAGCUCUGUAUAAAGAAAGACAGCAACAGGACAACACACACACACACACACACAGCAGCCUGAGGAAGACCGGCGUUGGUGGCUGAAAAAUGAGUUUGUGAAGAGAAGU
Messenger RNA from Scatophagus argus, 1531 nucleotides. Its product is annotated as glutamate receptor ionotropic, delta-1-like. Lineage: Eukaryota; Metazoa; Chordata; Actinopteri; Scatophagidae. The transcript is spliced from 4 exons. Bases 381 to 692 code for a protein of 103 amino acids. The record is from RefSeq and is a predicted model, not a curated record.